AUGGCCAAGUUCAUGAGCCACCUUGCGAAGAAGGAGCACCCAGGUUGUUUUCGCCCUUGGCCCCAGGCGAUGUACCUGCCCUACCUGUCCAAGGUCCUUACCUUAGGUAGUUGGCACGGCUUCUGUUGUUCAGUUAUCAAAGAGCCAUGGCUCCUGGUCGACAAUGUGAACUAUACACAUUUGGUGAAAAGUCACCAGCGAGCAUCGGCAGUACCUGACUUGAUGCGGAAGAGCAAGGUCCUUUCACAGUCUGGUCGCGAACGGGACCACGUCAUUCGAGGCAGCUAUAACGGUUCUCAACGAUGGACACCUCUGUAUCCGAUUUGCGAUAUCUCAGGCUCGUCGUGCGCGAGCAGGAACAGACGGCGGUGCGAGACCUGGCAGUUGCGCCUCUUUAUCGAAUUUCACCGCUUCCGAAUGCGAUACCUGUUCCUGUCCUUCCGCUGCCCGUCAAGGUCUCGGAUACCCGACUGUCAAGGCACUGCGGCUUCCCUGCGGUCUCUCGGCGCAGCGUCAUCAAACUCGUCCCUGAUGCCGAACCACGAGUCUAUCGAAGUUGGUCAGCUGGUUGUUGAAAACUCGAAUUCAGAUGUCGACACGGCAGAUGCCCCUACGAGUGGCAAAAAGAGCAACAGUCCACUUGACCUUGUCCGCACCAAAUUCCAUCGAAACAAGUCGCAUCACAGCUCAAGAACAGGACCCCGAGCAGGCCUCGGUGCCAGUGAAGAGGAAAUGGCCCGUCGAGCCGAACUGAAGAGAAUUAUGCACAAGAGAAUCCAAGAGGAGUUGAAGAGCGAAGAGGAGCAGCCUGAACCGAGUACCGGGUCCGCUUCUGCCGUGAAAUAUUCUACAACCCCUAUCGACUUUCCGGGAGGCGGUCCCCGUGACCACCUUGAGUUUUCCAUUGCGAAUGCGUCUUUGGCUGAUGCCGAGGCUCGCAAAGAUGCAGCAGAUGAGCAGUCCAACGCCGUAGACGAGCCUAUUAAAGAUGAACGCGACAAGGAGUAUGAUCUCAGUCGGCGUCGGAGUAGCUGUCCGCAAUCAUCCUUGUUUUCUACGCCUGGAGGUCUAGCCACCCUGGUUGUUCUUCGAGAGCGGAACUCACUUCCUGAGCUUCCUCCCUCGCCUGGCAUGCGCCCAGUUGGCCAUCUUGACGCCCAAAAUGCUCUGUCUUCGGAACCACGCUGUUUGCUCAUACAUACCGGUCGACCUGAACAGAUGGCCGAUGUCCGCGGAAGCCCAAAUUGUCACAGCUCAUACCAUGUCGACAAUUCGCCAGACGGCAAUUCGGCUCUAUGUACAUGGCUGAUGACUCAAGGGCUGUCAAACCAUGCACACAUCACAGGAAGAGCUAUAGAAUCACCGUUGAAGUUGGCGUCUGAGAUCGAGGGAACCACCACCAAGGUGCCACAGGCUACAGCCCUACGUUAUUGUUCAUCUCUGGAAACCCCUGCUCUGACAAAAGGGCAAACGUGUCAGCACCUGCAGCACUGCCAAGACGACGACACUGUCAAUUACUCAUUGCCGAAUAAGGAAACAUCAAUUGCACGAGAUGUGAGGUGUACUGAUUGUACUGUCGGCGCCAAUAUUUUCGAUACAAGCUGUCCGUCAAAAGAGACCGUCCGCCUGCCUACACCGGAGAUACCAAGCACCGGCAGCGAGUCCAGAAAGGCAACAACAAGCUUACAUGGCCUUCAGCUGUCACCCUUUCGAUGGCUUGGGUCAGACGGAGAUAGCUUCUUGAAGGGCUCUGACAAUCUGACGCUUGGUGGGAAUGAAUCCGGGUUCAGUCUGAUAGUUCCUACAACGACGGGCUCACGCCGUCAGACUGCGGAUGUGGGAUCUUCACUGGCAGUGUCAGAGACAUCGAGCUAUCGGCAUCAAGAAGCUGAGUUGAAGACUAUUGAAAAACGGUUCGGUGAUGUUCUCUCAAAACGCGGGCGGCCCCCUCUAAAGCACAGCAAGUUCAGGGAAGAAUUUGAAGAGACUGGACCGCCAGUGGCCAUCACCCGUUCCUCCUUUUUGCUGCAAAAGCUUCACAUUCCUGUGCUGAAGCGGGCGAAAUCAAGUUCAAAGACUGACGUUCAGGCGACUCCGCGAUCUGAGGCGCCGGCCGAAACAUUGGUCGUGGGCCUGAACCGAGGCAGCGUCCGGUCCCCAAACCAACCUUUACACAGUCAUGAAGGAACAAGCACGCGGACUUCAACGCCACAUAUGUACUCGACUCCAACACUAGAGGAGAGUACUACCGACCUGUGGCAGAGGGCUGUCCAACUGGAGCGAGAGUCUCGCAAGGGAGCUGUCAGGGCUGCAGCGGUCAAGAAGGAUCGGAAAAAGUUAGCUUCCAACAGCAGCGUCCAUCUCAAGGUCGGGAGAUGGAGAGGAGUCCAGCGGAGCAAGUCACUCGAGUCGACCAACGCAUCAGACGCUAAUGUUCCCAAUCCACAACACUCGUCAGCAGGAGAUGAUCCUGAUCGCCAGAAACAACCUGCAUCGCCAAGUUGUCUGGGAACCAAGCUUCCCGGACGAGUAAUGCAUGACGAACAAAAAAGAUACCAACCCCAUCACGAGUCUGAGGAUCGGGGAGAGAGGGUCCUCCAGAACCCCAAUAUAGGCAUACCGCCACCAGAAGCAUGGUCCAGAUGGCCAUCACAAACACGAAAAGAGCGGACGGCGGCAGCAGGGUACUCGGAUGGUAUGAAGUCCAGAGAUUUUGCGAUUGUUGCUUCGACUGGCGAUGGACGCAUUGAAUGGAUCACUGACAAAGACCCAGCAGCUCUCAUGACUGAUUUGCAACUCGGCUCUCGGUCCUUCUCUGGGAAAUUUGGCAAAGCUGUCAAAACUGGACUGGAGAAGCUGCUUCCUCCCAAAUCAGGGCCUCUAGACGAGGCAGGAAGAUCUCUGAGUGGACAUGUGGCCUUUGCUGGCAAGCGACUUGAAUAUCCCGAACUUGAAAUUCUCCCAACAGAAGGGGGCUACAAGGAGCUCAAAGCACUCGAACAGGGCAUCGACAUCGUCAAGAAUCGCCACCUAGAGCUUCCUACCAGAGCAACGGCGACGGACAUGCGAAAACGUUCAAUGUCUCACACGAUCCCCAUAUUGGUGCGUGCAGCUGAGCAAGAAAGACAUGAUUGCAUUCAGGAGGACGACAUCGUGUCUGAAGCCAUUCUAACGGCGGCUGAUGCACCGCAACCUCGCGAAACGCAAGCUCGACCAGUAACGCCUGCGCAACUGAUCAGUCGGCCGAUGAGAGAAUCUAUCAUGAUACCUGAUGAUUACUUCACCACUCCGCUGACAAGCAGACGCGUUACGCGCCGCACCCGAGAUUCGACGCUGACGACUGGAACCAUUGAGAGAUAUGUGACCCCUCGCAGUCAUAUAUCACGUACCCCAUCGCUUCGCUCCCCGUCGAGUAUGUCGAUGAUGAGUAGUAGUACUGUCGUUCGACGGUGCAAGUCAGCUGCAGAGCCAACACCGAGCCAAACGAACCUCUCAGCAUACGAGGGUAGGUCCAUUGCUCAACCCGAUGUGCUGAGGAGCACGCAGGAGUUCCAGGAUGAACUGGAUAGAAGGCUCAACAUGGAAAAAGGCGAGACAUUUACAACCACGCGGACGAGUAUCGAGGAGGGAUGCUCAGAGCACACCUUACCCCCAUUGCAUUAG
Molecule: messenger RNA, 3663 nt
Organism: Verticillium dahliae VdLs.17
Lineage: Eukaryota; Fungi; Ascomycota; Sordariomycetes; Glomerellales; Plectosphaerellaceae
Exons: 4
Coding region: 1-3663 (1220 amino acids)
Source: RefSeq, a predicted model, not a curated record